AUGGAUAUCGCUCUAUACCAUGCCGUCGGAUCCCUCACCCUAGUCUCCAGUCCUCCGACAUACGUUCCCACGGACAAAACCCCGACCUCAACCCUCGGACUCUCAGAAUCAAACCCACUUCCUCUACUCACGCCCAUAAAGCUCCUCACAGGCACGCGUCUCUGGAUCUCCUCACACGGCCGUAUCCUCGAGCUCUUCCCUACGGCGCCACUACUCCCCGUCUUCCGAAACGGCUGGAACAAGCUCCCUACCGAGCUCAAGGUGCGCGUCCUCGCAUGCAAUCUCACCAUGUCUGCACCGGUGUCUGCGCCGGUGUCCACGCCGAUCGGAAUGACUCCCUCUGGCAACAUGUGCACCGCGCUGUUGCACCACCUGCGGGCGACGCCUGAGAUGGCGCGGUUGGGAAAGGAAGUCUUCUACAAGACGAAUACGUUCAAGCUCCAGCCGAGCUGCAGCACUCUCUAUCCCAUCAUUAACCCACAAUAUCAGCCUACGCCACUAGGCACUAGGUACCUCGCGUAUCCUAACCGCACGGUGCAGGGGCUGAUCCGUCGCAUUGAAUUCGAAUUCGUCUUGGGAGACCCCGCGGAGUGGCGCCACCUCGUCAGGUUUGCACGCGGAAAUUACGGCUUCCGGGCGCUUCGGUACGUUACUGUUGUGGGUGAGUGGGGCCGCAGUUUCCUGCCCGCGUUGCGCAGCGUGCAGGGGUGUGUUGAUGUUAUGGCGGGACAGAUGCAUGGUUGUGCUAGGUUCUCUUGCGAUGGGGAAGUUGUGUUCAGGGCGAGGGUUAGUGACAUUUUUCGUGUUACUCUUGGGGCUGAGAUCGAGGUCAAUGAGAGGUUGGAGGGGUUGGUGAAGGGCAAGAUCUUGUUUAAGCAAGCAUCAGGUAGGAGAGAUUAG
Messenger RNA from Trematosphaeria pertusa, 900 nucleotides. RefSeq lists its product as uncharacterized. The transcript is spliced from 2 exons. The record is from RefSeq and is a predicted model, not a curated record. The coding region runs from base 1 to 900 and encodes 299 amino acids. Lineage: Eukaryota; Fungi; Ascomycota; Dothideomycetes; Pleosporales; Trematosphaeriaceae.